AUGACGCAAGAGCGAAGUGACUUGGUGUUCCUUCGGUCGCACGAUAUACCUGUUUAUGCCAAAUUUUCAUGGGCUGAUGACAAUCUAUCGAAAAGGGAUGACAUACGAGUGCCAAACGUGGCCUCUGCGCACAAGUCCAGCGAGGCAUCGGCACCCGAUAGAAUCACAUGGCACAGGCGACCAACGACCUAUACGAAGCAUGUACCGCAUUUGAUGACAGAUACCGAUGAAAAUUAUAAUGAGCCGGAUUCUUUGCAAAAAGCACUUAGGGAAUCUCUGGAUGAUUUACGAGGGUGUACAUUCCAAGAGCUGGACGAGGCGCACCAAGAAAAGAUUCGAGAUCGCAUCUGGCAUUGUUUGCGUUCAUCCGAUAUGAAAGGACCUGUUUAUGGUUUUCAGCAGCUGCGCUCGAUUCAAAAACCCACAACCAGCCAACGAGGCGAGCACAUCAUAAUGGCAUUGUUGGUCAACGUGGCCGUACUAUACUUGCAUUAUACAUUAAUGAUAGGCUCGCUGAUAUUGCGCUUGUUCCGACUAUCUCAUCAAGAAGCAAUCUCUACGGAGUUGCUGCCUUUCCAUUUGAUGAUUAUACCCUCAGAUUUGUACAGAUGGCCUCUCUCAUGGAUGUAUACUAUGCUGCCGUUCACCAAGCCUCAACCUACACCGUCUAUCCCUAUACGAGAUCGUGUCUUAUACAUGACGCAGGAAUUCGCAGCAAUGAUUCGCACGUCUGUGCUUCCACGUCAAUGGCAGCAAUGCAAGGACCUGAUGUGCAUCCUUUUAACGUGCCUAUACCAUGUUUCACGGCAUCGCUGCACCCCUAUAUAUCACGCCGCAAACAUGUUAAAAUUCGUCUACGGUCUCGGCAUUCACAAGUUCUUUUACCACACCCUGUACAUGCUCCUCGAGUCGCUGAUCGUCGCGUACGAGACGCUGACGUCGCCCGCCGUAGCAGCCCCAUAA
Messenger RNA from Malassezia restricta, 963 nucleotides. RefSeq lists its product as uncharacterized. Lineage: Eukaryota; Fungi; Basidiomycota; Malasseziomycetes; Malasseziales; Malasseziaceae. The transcript has a single exon. The record is from RefSeq and is a predicted model, not a curated record. The coding region runs from base 1 to 963 and encodes 320 amino acids.